CUUUUUUUUUGAACGGCAAAUUUCUUUUAUUCUAUGUUGUCUAUAGGACUUGAACACACCACCCUCUCUCGAGGUAUUUAAAGGUUUUUUCUUUCUCGAUUGAGUGUAAUUAACUCUAAUUUUUAUUUUAGACAGAACGACGUCGUUGGGAAAGAUAUUCCGUCCUCAUUUUAUCAUCUUCCCCAUCACCAAAAACCAGAGUUGAGGUUCUCCAAUGGAGUCAUCUCUUUCAUCUAUCCAAUUCACCUUCCACAUUCCAAAACAACCCAAACCCAAAUACCCACCUCACCUUUCCCCAUUCCCCAUAUCCUGCACCGCAUCACGCAACAACGCCACCACACGCACCACCUAUCGCCGCCGUACCCCACCACCAAAACCACCAACAAACCGAAAACCCACCACCCAAUCUCCACCACCGGAUGCAAACUUAAUAACCUUAUGCAAAAACGGUUCAAUUGAACAAACAAUUGAGUUAAUGUCACAAGGUGUACCUGCAGGGUACGAUGUUUUUGAGAUUGUUUUGGAUUCUUGUACCGAAAUUGAGUUAGGGAAGAAGGUUCAGCAGCUUCUUAUUAGAUCAUCUUAUUACGGUAAUGUGAAUUUGAACUCAAAGUUGGUGAAAAUGUAUGUGAAAUGCAAUAGUAUGAGGGAUGCACGCAGGGUGUUCGACAGAAUGCGUGAACGAAAAGAGUUAACGUUAUGGCAUUUGAUGAUUAAAGGGUAUGUAGAUAACGGUGAAGCGGAUGCGGGUUUGUUGUUAUAUGAUCAAAUGAAAGAGUUAGGAUUGGUUCCAAAUGGGGAGACUUUUAGAUUGGUUUUAUCGGCUUGUGGUGAUUCGGUUCAAGACUGUUUGAAACAUUUUAAAUCGAUGACGCAAGAGUAUGAUUUAGUUCCGGAAGUUGAACAUUAUUUAGGGGUGAUUGAUGUUUUGGGGAAAGCGGGGCAUGUAAACGAAGCUAUGGAGUUUAUUGAAGAAAUGGAUUGUGAACCCACGGUUGAAAUAUGGGAGUCGUUGAUGAGUUAUGCGCGAAUCCAUGGUGAUAUUGAGCUUGAAGAUCGUGUUGGAGCGCUUUUGGAUCCGUCUAUGGAGGCACUUGAUAAACUUCCAUUGCCAAAAGGGAAACAAUCUUUGGUUAAUAUGCUUGAAGGGAAGAAUAAGGUGAAUGAGUAUAGAAACACAGAUUUCGACAAGGAGGAUGCAUAUGGGAAGCUUAAAGGGUUAAAUGGCCAAAUGAGAGAUUAUGGGUAUGUGCCCGACACACGAUAUGUGCUUCAUGACAUUGAUCAAGAAGCUAAAGAGCAAGCAUUGAUGUACCAUAGCGAGCGGUUAGCUAUUGCGUAUGGUUUGAUUAGUACGCCUGCAAGAACGACUCUUAGGGUCAUCAAGAAUCUUAGGAUAUGUGGCGAUUGUCAUAAUGCUAUCAAGAUCAUGUCCAAGAUUGUUGGAAGAGAGCUCAUUGUGAGGGACAACAAGCGGUUUCAUCAUUUUAAGGAUGGCAAAUGCUCUUGUGGAGAUUAUUGGUAAAUUUUUAAAGGUGUAAUUGUAUAAAUAGAUGACCAAUCUUGUUCUUGUAUUAAAGGUGUAAUUGUAUAAAUAGAUGACCAAUCUUGUUCUUGUA
Messenger RNA from Helianthus annuus (common sunflower), 1619 nucleotides. Its product is annotated as pentatricopeptide repeat-containing protein At2g15690, mitochondrial. Gene Ontology annotation, biological process: RNA modification. The transcript has a single exon. NCBI's taxonomy places the organism in Eukaryota, Viridiplantae, Streptophyta, Magnoliopsida, Asterales, Asteraceae. Gene Ontology annotation, molecular function: zinc ion binding; RNA binding; protein binding. Bases 215 to 1525 code for a protein of 436 amino acids. The record is from RefSeq and is a predicted model, not a curated record.